AUGCUAAUUAAGGGAGACGAUACCGGCUAUAAAGAUUUGCAGGGUAACCGGAUAAUUCGAUUAAAAUCUGGCACAAAACUCGGAAAAUCGUCUAGCGGGAUCCAGGAACUGGUUACCAACAUAAAUUAG
This is a messenger RNA of Phyllotreta striolata, 129 nucleotides long. The record is from the annotation of a GenBank genome assembly. NCBI's taxonomy places the organism in Eukaryota, Metazoa, Arthropoda, Insecta, Coleoptera, Chrysomelidae.